This is a messenger RNA of Fonsecaea nubica, 1293 nucleotides long. RefSeq lists its product as hypothetical. NCBI's taxonomy places the organism in Eukaryota, Fungi, Ascomycota, Eurotiomycetes, Chaetothyriales, Herpotrichiellaceae. The record is from RefSeq and is a predicted model, not a curated record. The coding region runs from base 1 to 1293 and encodes 430 amino acids. The transcript has a single exon.
AUGUCAACAACGGGCUGGGGUGGUCCUCUCAGUGACGACUCAAUCUACCUAGAGAUCCCGUCAACAAUGACACUCAAUAACCCCAUCUACUCUCCCAACCUAGUACAAGAACAACUCCUCAACACCUUUUCUUCCUCGUUAGGGGGCCACGGUCCACUUUUGCUUCCUCGUCAGAUGCGAAGCCACCAGAAUUGGCUGGCCCAGUUACCUGCCCUUUUCGGUACAAAACUCCUCGAUACUGCGGUUCGCGCAGUCUCUUUGGUUCAUUUAAGUCGAACGCAACGGACGGAUGUAUUUGUGCAAGAAUCAAGACAAUACUACGGCAAAGCGUUGCGUCUUCUCAAUCAGUCGCUCACUGAUGAUACCAAGGGGAUGUCGACCGAGACGCUGUCUGCUACGAUUCUACUUUCAUUCUACGAAAUGUUUGCUUCCGACUCGAAUCAGUCCUGGGUGCGCCAUGCUGGUGGCGCCGGGACAUUGAUGCGCAUUCGUGGACCAGACCGUCACCUAGCAGGACUGGAUCGGGAUGUCUACCUUGCUUACCGCCAUACCAUCGUCAUUGAUGCCUUCAUGAGAGAAGAAGCCUGCUUUCUAGCCGAGCCCCAAUGGAUAGACAUGGCCAAGAAGAUUCAUGAAGAUCUGCGAGCCACUGGCAUUCCUGACGAGCGAAUGGGGAUUUUCGACCUCGCCGAGGAGUUCUACAUGGAGCACAUCUUUAUUCCAAAGACUUUACGCGAUUCUCGGAAUUUAGGCGAGGCUCGACGGAAGUUGCCCCCCGACCAAUAUGCGGCCCAUUUAGAGACACUCCUCGCGAGGACGCGAUUGCAUAGAGCCAACCUCAAAUCUAUCAAUCUAAGACUCCGAGCAGCCCUGAAGAAACAAGGCCUCGAAACCUUGUCAAUGGAAACCAUGGAUCCCGUCUUUCCAAAACAGUACAUCUUUGUCAACGUAUUUGUUGCGUCAACGCACGUUGGCUAUUGGACAAUCAUGGUCAUCCUCAACCUCAUUUUAAAGGACAUCGAAAAAGAUGUCGCGCCCGAGAAGCACGACCUGUACCUUAUGGAGAAUCGGGAAAUUGCUCGAGAGAUAUGUCGGACUGCGCCGUUCAUGUUGACAUCAUCUUUUCUGGGACCGUUUUUUAUCAUCUUCGCUCUCAGACUGUGCUUGAUGGUGUUUGAGCCUGGACUAGAAAGAGAUUGGGUAGUACAAAAACUCAUCAAAAUUGGUGAUACCCAUAUGAGAAUGGCCUCGGACAUCCCGCCAUUUGAUCCAAAGUCAACCUUUUAUGACUAG